AUGAAGUUCGUGCCUCACAAAUUCAGAGAAGGGCAAACAGAUUGGUUUGCAAAACGAGGCAUAAAUUGGCAUAUCAGUGUUACACUGAUGAAAGGACCAUCUGCCACAUAUCAGUCUAUCACUCAUGUACAUUUGUUCUCUUCAACUGUUACUGAAGAUUCAUGGGUCACAUCUUCUAUCAUUUCUGAUGUUGUCCAAGAUUUAAUUCAAAUGAACCAAGGUCUUCCAAAUGUACAUUUGUUUUCUGACAAUGCAGGCUGCUACAAAAGUACCAAUACCAUAGCUGCCUUACACCAAACAUUGAAAGGGACAAUCAAAACCUAUAACUUUUGUGAAGCACAAGAUGGGAAAGGACCUUGUGAUCGUAGAGCAUCACAUUUAAAGUCGAUCAUUAAGAGAUAUGUGAAUGAAGGAAAUGAUGUAGUAACAGCAGAACAGAUGAAAAGGGCUAUUGAUUUGAAAAAGAACUUCAACUAUAGAGUUAAAGUGGUAACUCCUGUAAUUGACCUAGAUCCUGUUCAAAAUAUCAUUAAAUCAAUACCAGGAAUAUCACAGUUGCAUAAUUUCAAAUUUGAGGAUUCGUGUUUGAGAGUGUGGAAAGCAUAUGGAAUAGGAGCAGGGAAAUUAAUUCCAUGGACAGAUAUCUGUCAAGAUAUGAAUGUUUCCCAGUUGAAAACAGUUCAAAAUUGGUUGGAGAAAUCUUGCAAUGUAUUUUCUGCAGAUGAUAUCACAGAGGAAGAAGAAGAAGUGGAAGAGUGUGAGCCACCAGCAAAGAAAGCAAAAUCUGAAGGAAAUAUUUACAGUUGUCCUAUAGAGGGUUGUGACAGGUCGUUCAAAAAUAAUAGUGGUCUAGAACAAUCUCUUAGGAAAUUAUAA
Molecule: messenger RNA, 876 nt
Organism: Mytilus trossulus (common blue mussel)
Lineage: Eukaryota; Metazoa; Mollusca; Bivalvia; Mytilida; Mytilidae
Exons: 5
Coding region: 1-876 (291 amino acids)
Source: RefSeq, a predicted model, not a curated record